AUGCGAGCCCCCACCCGAGCUCCCCCCGCCAGCCACCCCCACCCCCACGCCAGCCCCCCCCACGCCAGCCCCCCCACCCGAGCCCCCCCUCCAGCCCCCACGCGAGCCCCCCUCCCACAGGCGAGCUCCUCCCCCACGCGAGCCCCCCCACCCGAGGCCCCCACCCGUGAGCGCCCCCCACGCGAGCCCCGCCCACCCGAGGCCCCACCCGUGAGCGCCCCCCACGCCAGCCCCCCCCUCCCCACCCCCCCCACGCCAGCCCCCCACCCGAGCCCCGCCCAUCCCCCCGCGAGCCCCCCCACCUCGAGCCCAGCCCCACGCGAGCCCCGCCCACACGAGACCCUCCCACCCCCACGCCAGCCCCCCAUCCGAGCCCCGCCCCCCACGCCAGCCCCCCCACGUGAGCCCCCGCCCACGCAAACCCCCACGCGAGCCCCCCCCGAGCCCCGCCCACCCGAGCCCCGCCCAUCCCCCACCGAGCCCCCCCACCCGAGCCCCCCCCACACCAGCCUCCCCCACACGAGCCCACCCCCCCACGAGUCCACCCCCACACGAGACCCCCCCCCACCCCCACGCCAGCCCCACCACGUGAGCCCCGCCCACCCAACCCCCCCACGCCAGCCCCCCCACGCGAACCCCCCCCCCACAGGCGAGCUCCUCCCCCACGCCAGCCCCACCCCCACACGAGCCCCACCCCCACGCCAGCCCCACCCCCACACGAGCCCCACCCCCACGCGAGCCCCACCCACACGAGACCCCUCCACCCCCUCACCAGCCCCCCCCCUCGCGAGCCGCCCCCCCCACGCGCCAGCCCCCACACCCAACCCCCCCCACGUGAGCCCCGCCCACCCGAGGACCCCCCACGCGAGCCCCGCCCACCCAACCCCCGCCACGCGAGCCCCCUCGAGCCCCGCCCACCCGAGCCCCCCCCACCUCGAGACGCGCCCCCACGCCAGCCCCCCCCACCGAGCCCACCCCCACACGAGACCUCCCCGCCAGCCACCUCACGUGAGCCCCGCCCAUCCGAGCCCCGCCCACCCGAGACCCCCCCACCCGAGCACCCCCACCUCGAGCCCCGCCCACCCGAGGCCCCCCCACGACAGCCCCCCCUCCCCACGCGACCCCCCCCCACGAGCCCACCCCCACACGAGACCCCUCCACCCCCACGCCAGCCCCCCCUCGCGAGCCGCCCCCCCCCACGCGAUCCCCCUCCCCACGCGGGCCCCUCCCCCCACGCGAGCCCCCCCCCACGCAAGCCCCCCCCCCACGCCCCCCCCACACCAACCCCACCCACCCGUGUCCACCCACGAGUGA
Messenger RNA from Catharus ustulatus (Swainson's thrush), 1314 nucleotides. RefSeq names its product basic proline-rich protein-like. Lineage: Eukaryota; Metazoa; Chordata; Aves; Passeriformes; Turdidae. Bases 1 to 1314 code for a protein of 437 amino acids. The transcript is spliced from 2 exons. The record is from RefSeq and is a predicted model, not a curated record.